AUGACCCUGAGCACGGAGAUGUCCGAUGCCUCCGGCCUCGCGGAGGAGACAGACAUCGACGUGGUAGGGGAGGGCGAGGACGAAGACGACGAAGAAGAGGAGGACGACGACGAGGGCAGCGGUGGCGUGUCCCGCCUGGCGGUCCCCGCGCAGCGGCGGCGGCGGCGCUCCUACGCCGGGGAGGACGAGCUAGAGGACCUGGAGGAGGAGGAGGAGGAGGACGAUGACAUCCUGCUGGCCCCGCGGUCAGGGGCCUCCCCGGCGCCCCCGGGCCCAGCCCCAGCGUCUGGGGCCGGGGCGGCUGGGGGCGGCGGCGCGGGGGGCGGCGGCGGCGCGGGCGCGGGCGGCGGCGCCAAGAACCCCCUGGUGAAGCCGCCCUACUCGUACAUCGCGCUCAUCACCAUGGCCAUCCUGCAGAGCCCCAAGAAGCGGCUGACGCUGAGCGAGAUCUGCGAGUUCAUCAGCGGCCGCUUCCCCUACUACCGGGAGAAGUUCCCCGCCUGGCAGAACAGCAUCCGCCACAACCUCUCGCUCAACGACUGCUUCGUUAAGAUUCCCCGCGAGCCCGGCAACCCCGGCAAAGGCAACUACUGGACGCUGGACCCCGAGUCCGCCGACAUGUUCGACAACGGCAGCUUCCUGCGCCGGAGGAAGCGCUUCAAGAGGCAGCCGCUGCUCCCGCCCAACGCCGCCGCCGCCGCCGCCGAGUCGCUGCUGCUGCGCGGCGCAGGGGGCGCGGCGGGCGUGGGCGACCCGGCAGCCGCCGCCGCGCUCUUCCCUCCCGCGCCUCCGCCACCCCCGCACGCCUACGGCUACGGCCCUUACGGCUGCGGCUACGGCCUGCAGUUGCCGCCCUACGCGCCGCCCUCGGCCCUGUUUGCGGCCGCCGCGGCCGCCGCCGCCUUCCACCCGCACUCGCCCCCGCCGCCCCCGCCGCCCCCGCCGCCGCACGGCGCGGCCGCCGAGCUGGCCCGGACCGCCUUCGGCUACCGGCCGCACCCGCUCGGCGCCGCCCUGCCCGCCCCCCUGCAGGCCUCGGCUGCCAAGGCAGGCGGCCCGGGCGCCUCGGCGCUGGCGCGCUCGCCCUUCUCCAUCGAGAGCAUCAUCGGGGGCAGCCUGGGCCCGGCCGCCGCCGCCGCCGCCGCCGCGCAAGCCGCUGUUGCCGUGCAGGCCUCGCCCUCACCCUCUCCGGUGACGCCGUCCGCGCCCGCGCCCGGAUCCGCCGGCGGCGGCGGCGGCUGCGCGGUUCAGGCGGCCGUGGGCCCGGCUGCCGCGCUCACCCGCUCUCUCGUGGCCGCCGCGGCAGCGGCGGCCUCCUCGGUCUCCUCGUCGGCCGCCCUGGGGACUCUGCACCAAGGGACUGCCCUGUCCAGUGUCGAGAACUUUACCGCUAGGAUUUCAAAUUGUUAA
This is a messenger RNA of Neomonachus schauinslandi (Hawaiian monk seal), 1410 nucleotides long. It is a transcript of the gene FOXD1, whose product is annotated as forkhead box D1. Lineage: Eukaryota; Metazoa; Chordata; Mammalia; Carnivora; Phocidae. Gene Ontology annotation, biological process: cell differentiation; anatomical structure morphogenesis; regulation of transcription by RNA polymerase II. The transcript has a single exon. Gene Ontology annotation, molecular function: RNA polymerase II cis-regulatory region sequence-specific DNA binding; DNA-binding transcription factor activity, RNA polymerase II-specific. Bases 1 to 1410 code for a protein of 469 amino acids. The record is from RefSeq and is a predicted model, not a curated record.